AUGUAUCAUAAUAAUGCUUGCUUUAAAAUCAAGACAUUGUUGAAAAUGUUGUGUAACAGUGAAAUUGAUCGAAGUUUUAAAACUUUUCAAAUGUUGUAUUUAAUAUUGUUUUUAUUUAAUAUAUGUAUACAAUUAAGUAUAACAUUAUCUGUAUCUAAUAUGAAUUAUAAUACAACAGCUAUGUUAGCAAAUGAAUCAUCAUCAUCAAAUAAUUCAAUUGGUGAUAAUUUAUAUGUUAUAAAAGCAAUGGUAUAUGAAAUUGGUAUAUUAACAGAUGCAGAUAAUACAACUAAUAAUACUGAAAGACAGGAAGAAGUAAAACUUUCAUUUUAUAAUCCUCCUAAUGAA
Apis laboriosa (Himalayan honeybee) is the source of this 348-nucleotide messenger RNA. RefSeq lists its product as uncharacterized. The transcript is spliced from 4 exons. The annotation marks the transcript as partial. NCBI's taxonomy places the organism in Eukaryota, Metazoa, Arthropoda, Insecta, Hymenoptera, Apidae. The record is from RefSeq and is a predicted model, not a curated record.